UUGCCUUUGCAUCAGCCAAAAAACAAAAAACAAAAAAAACCCAUUCUGCAAAAAUGAACCAUCCUCACCCUGGAUUCCUUGCAAAUUACAACAGCCUCACAGACAAGCACCUUGCAGGCUAUUUCAGCAACACCAGGAUAAGACGUCAUCUUCAGAGAUCAGGGCUGGUCUCAAGAAGUGGAAGAAUAAUCUCGGAGAAGGAAUACCAGUUAAAUGCCAUGAGGAAGGAUCAUCAGAAGUAUAUACGGGAAUGUUUGGCUCAGGCUAUAUUCCACAAGGUCCUUGAUAUGGAACAUCAUCACCAGGUUGAGAUAAAAAGAAAACUUGAAAACUCUGCCAGGAGGGAGCGUGUUCACAAGAUCAAGGUGGAACGAUCAAGAAGGGCAGCCGAAGAGACCAAUCACCUGCUUUCCCCACACCCACCCACUGCGCCAAGAAAUCGCUUUGGGCGCCGCAAAUUAGGUAACAGAGGACACUCAGGUCAUCUGGCUUCCUAUCCUCGACCAAGCACUGCACCAGGAAACAUACAGCAUCCUCUCCGGCUGCAGCCACUUUACAGCAACGCCACGACAGAAUCCGCACCCAAGGCCGCUUCGAGGUCCAGACCCAAGUUCCUCACCCUUGAAAAAGAUCAUCACUUGGCCAGUGGGGGAGACAAAGGGGUGUUGAACACUAUGCAUUCAAUGGAUUAUUCAACUGGAAUAUCCCCAUACCGACUUCCCAUCAUUAACAAUUACGUGACACCCAUUCCACCGCUGCCGCCACCCAAAAAUGACCACAUCAACGCAAUGAAAGGUGGGACAUCAAGAGGUCGACGGUUUCGCCCGACAACGGCACCAAAUGGCUUGGAACAAUUGUUAAUGAGGGACACAGGGAAGUUCUACAAGCCUCAAGUACAAAGCAAUGCGUAUGUUACCAUGGCCUAUUUGGGAAAAACCGUGCACCUGUCCUAUGACCUUUUAGAUUACCGAGAGGAAAUAAAAAUAUAUCAACAACACUGCGGAGGAGAAAACCUAUGUGUGUUCAGAGGCAAACUCCUGGAGGGAGAGACUUUUCAGUUUAUCUCCAAGCGGCAUUAUGGCUUUCCCUUCAGCCUCACAUUUUAUCUCAAUGGAAUACAAGUGGACCGUUUAAGUUCCUGCUGUGAAUAUAAGCAUCGGAAAGGCACUCGGCUGGGGGGCAAGCAUGGAUACUUUGGUUUCAUCAAUGUGGAAAGAUCAUCUCCCUGCUAUAGGUGUAUCAUUGCCAUGGGUCUGGACAAAAAGCCUUCUCCUCCCAAGAAAAAGGUGACCGAUGAGGAUGAAGCAAAGAAAGAGGAGUCCUGGAAAGAAGAGGUGAAGUGUAAGCUAAGAGAGAGCAGCAGCAGCAGCAGCAGAGAGGAAAACAAAUUUUCGAGAUUAUCAUUUCCCCUCACUCCCAAACAACGGAAAGAAUUUGUGGAAGAAAUGGAAUUGGAGGCAAGAAAAGGAGAAAUACAACGAGCCAGUGACGAAUGUGAAAAGAGCCAGGAGAGAUUAGCUAAUGAUGCAUAUGAUGAAGAUUUUGAAGCAGAUGAAGAGAAAUCAGAUGGGAAAGUUAAUGAAGAAGGACAGCCUGAUGAUCAAAUGAAUGGAAUGUCAAAGUCACCCUCAGAUGAUGAAAAAGAUAAUUUAGACCAUGAAAGGGAGAAUAAAAACUCAUCACCAAAAGCUUCGCGGGCCUCUGACAGUGAGCGAGAUGAAAGUGAUGGAUAUGCAAAGAGUGACUUGGAGGAGGAGGAUAAACAAGACAGGAAGCACGCGCCUGCCCUCACCUCCAGAACCACUACAUCGUAUAGCAGUGAAAAUGACUCUGAGUGUGAAUCCCGAAAGGAAGAUGAUGAACAAGAUAACACAGAUAUCCAUUCAGAAUAUGAAAGUGAAACUGCAAUGUCCCAAAAGGAGGAAGGUCAAGAAACAGAUGUGGAGGAAGAGGAAGGAAUGGGGGAAGCAGAAACCACAACAGCCAAACAUGUGCCAGGCGCCUUAGUUGAAAACGAGGUGGAGUCCAACCUGAAGGACAUGAGUCCAGUCAGUGAGAAACCCAAGCUUGUAGGGUCGGUAGACACAAACACAAGGGAAGACAGGGAGGAGGAGGAGUUAGUGCAUUUCAAAAGCAGCGCUGUAGAAUUAGAGCCCAGAAGCAAGGAGUCUUCCAAAGAUGAGGAAGAAGGUGAUUCCAAAUCGGUCAAAGAGAAAAUAGCUGAGGCCAUUGGGAAUGAUCAGCUUUUCAGUUCUGAACCUGAGCCUAGUGAUUCCAGUACAGAGGAUGAGGAAGAAAUGGUUGUUGCUACUCGAGAUAAACAUGAAGUGCCAGAUGGAGCUUCCUUAGCAAAAGAUGCACGAGUGCAUGGAUUGCAGAAGGUUGCAGAGCAAGUGGAUCGAGAGAAACAGAUGGUGGGCAAGGAAAGAGCACUCAAGGAAGAAGAGCUUGUAGAUGAGGAAGGUCCCAAAGAAGGCACUCAGGCAGAAGAAUUACUAGCCCAAAACAGAACAGUGGAACACCCAUUAAAGAAUGAGCUUGUGACAGGAGAUACAGAUUUGGAGAAGGAAGCAGUAGUAGAAUCAGAUCUGAGCAACGUAGAAGAAGAAGCAAUGUAUGAGGAAGAAAAGUCAUCUGAGGGGAAGGUAAAAGCAAAGCAAGAACUCAAAGAGCCAAAGGAAACAGCACCAGAACACGAGACUUCUAUUGGAGAGGAGAUAUUAGGGAGAGGGCAGUUAGAGGGGGAGAAAGUGGAGGACCAGAAUAUCGCUGAGGAAUUCAUGGCUUCUGAGGGAGAAGAAGGUGGAGAAAAGGUAGUUGAGGCAUGUGAAGUUUUGGGGACUAUAAAAUUAGUGGGGAGAAAGGCCAUAGAAGGGGAAGCACAUGAGGCAGAGGAGAUUAUGGAAGAAGCACUUCAGGCAGGUGAAGCUCUGGGGACAACGUUUGCAGAGAGAGGCAUUCUAGGGGAGGCUGAAUCUGAAGGAAAUGCAACUUUAAAAGAUACAGAACAUGAAGCAGAGGCCAUAGAAAAUGAUGGCCUCGUGGAAAAGAAAUGUAUUGAAGAGAAAUCUCUGAAGGCAGAUGAAUACAUGGAGGAGAGAAAACAUUUCAAGAUGGAACUGGGGAAAGUCCCCCUUGUGCAUGCAGAAUUUAUAGCACCAGAAGCAAAAGUGGAAGAGAUCAUCUCUACUGAUGAAAAAGCAGCUUCUUCAGGAGACAAAUCAAUAGGUGGUGGGAAUGAUAUCAUAGGAGAAGUUCCAUCUGACACGGAGGAAGUACUCCAGGUAGAAAAGUUAGGAAAAACAUCUCCAGAAAUGAGUGAAAUGAAAAACAUACCUACAGAAGAACAUUCCACGCUAGUGAAAGAAGAAUCUUUGGUGGAAGAGGCCUCCCAGGUUUAUGAAUCCACAAGGAUCAUUUCAGAAACAGAAAAAGAAGAGAAUGUAGUGCAAGCAAUGGGAGGCACAACUGAACAGGGAUGGAUGGAAGAUAUGCUCAUGUCUAAAGUGGCAGUUCCUGAAAUGAAACAGGGAAUUGGGAAAGAAGAGCUUUUUGCUGAAAAUGUCCCAGAAACUACAGCAUUGGUGACUGAAGAAACAAUAAGGCAAGGAGAUGCAGAAAGAAAGAUAGUUGUUCAAGGAAAAGUAGAGGGUAAAGAGGCUGAAAGAGAGAUGGCAGCUAAAGGGGAAAGGGAGGACGAAGAGGAAGAAACAGAGAUAGAAGUGGUAUCUCUGGUCACAGGACUUGAGGGAGAAACAGUCUCUAAGAUGACCAUCAUGAGACGGCAACGUGUAGUCAGUGUAAGAGAAGAGACGGUAGCAGAGGCAAAAGACAUACAUGAAUUAUCAGCACAAAAAGUAGCAUUAGGAGGAGGAGCAGUGAACAAAGAGGAGGGAAUGGAGAAUGAAGCAAACUUCCAAGAUGAAGUGGAACAAACACCUGAAGAGGCUGUAGCAGAGGAAACAUCAAUUUUCUUGGCGAUGCACAAGGAAGAGAUAACUGUUCAAGAAGAGACCGAAGAUGAAGAAUCAGACACUGAAGAACAAAUGAAAGGAGAAGGAGCAAUAACUCUGGCAAAUGUAAAGGAAGCUCUGUUAAUAGGGAUACAGCAGUUCAUAACAGACGUAUCACAGAUGAAGGAAGAUAAGGAUGAUAAGGAAGAUAAGGAAGAAAGACCUCAGAUGGAAGGGCUAGCAGAGGAAAUGUCGCCUCAGGAGGAUGCAGUGAGUGAAGAUUUUUUUACAGUUAUGGUAGCAAAAGAAAGAUGGGUUUCUGAGAGUGACAAAGCCGAGGGAAUAGGAACAGGAGAGUCUGUGGAAGGAAUCUUUUUGGAGGGAAAAUACGGAAGUGGAAACAGAAGAACAUCAGGACAGGAAGAAUGCCCAAUAGAAAAUGUGACAGUGACUGGAGCCAUUCUACAGAGUACCCAGUGGUCCGAAAGAGAGCAGCACCAAGAGUUUGUUGGAUCAUCUGACUGAGAAGAUAGAGGCUAAGGGUGAAGAAUGCUCUGGGGGUCGGACAUUCCAACUGUGUCAGCAUUGCAGUCUGAAGACAUGGCAG
Molecule: messenger RNA, 4560 nt
Organism: Elgaria multicarinata webbii
Lineage: Eukaryota; Metazoa; Chordata; Lepidosauria; Squamata; Anguidae
Gene: ERICH3
Product: glutamate rich 3
Exons: 15
Coding region: 54-4478 (1474 amino acids)
Source: RefSeq, a predicted model, not a curated record